Anisakis simplex (herring worm) is the source of this 367-nucleotide messenger RNA. The record is from the annotation of a GenBank genome assembly. Lineage: Eukaryota; Metazoa; Nematoda; Chromadorea; Rhabditida; Anisakidae.
GUUAGAACGGUUGUUAUUAUUGGGGAGUGGUGGACUGGGAGGUGGUACGGGUGUGGGCGGUGGGAGUUCGGGUUCGGGGAGGUCGGGAGGAGGUUCGAGUUCGUCGUCGUCCUCACUGACCAGCUCGACACCGUACCACCACCACCUGCAGAUCGACGCACCCACCAUAUCAUUCAACUCGUCCGUGAAUCGACCCUUCGAAGACCUGCCUGAAAACUUCCUCGAGACCAUAUCCCCCCAACAGACACAACCCCCCGGUCCCGGGGGGGCGAAUGUGCCCUCGAACGGAUCCGGUGCCGGCGGACAGCAGGACAGCCCGCAGCUGGCUUCGCUCGCGCCCAUGAGUCUGGGAAGUGGGGACAGGUGA